Messenger RNA from Zasmidium cellare ATCC 36951, 2799 nucleotides. RefSeq lists its product as uncharacterized. Gene Ontology annotation, biological process: cellular response to heat. Bases 1 to 2799 code for a protein of 932 amino acids. NCBI's taxonomy places the organism in Eukaryota, Fungi, Ascomycota, Dothideomycetes, Mycosphaerellales, Mycosphaerellaceae. The record is from RefSeq and is a predicted model, not a curated record. Gene Ontology annotation, molecular function: ATP binding; ATP hydrolysis activity. The transcript has a single exon. Gene Ontology annotation, cellular component: cytoplasm; cytosol.
AUGGCAUCCGGAAUGCAGUUCACCGACAAGGCCACUCAGGCUCUGUCCGAUGCCCAAGAUAUCGCACAGCAGCAUGCUCAUUCGCAAAUGCUGCCCAUCCACCUGGCUGUGGCUCUGAUUGACCCACUGCCGGACCAGUCUAAGGACCAACAGAACAACUCGGCACACCCUUCACACGCCGCGACCUCAGCGCCACUAUUCAAGCAGGUCGUGGAGCGAGCACACGGCGACCCACAACUACUCGAGCGAGCACUGAACAGAGUACUCGUUCGCACGCCGUCACAAGAUCCCCCACCAGAACAGGUCUCCGUUUCCCCUGCCUUUUCCAAGAUCCUCCGCAGCGCGAACGAACUAUCGAAGACGCAAAAAGACACCUACAUCGCCGUGGACCACCUCAUCCAAUGUCUCGUUCAGGACUCGGCGAUCCAGAAAGCCCUUGCAGAGGCCAAUGUCCCGAACCCCAAACUCAUCGACCAAGCCGUACAACAAAUCCGUGGCACGAAGAGAGUCGACAGCAAGACGGCAGACGCUGAGGAGGAGAAUGAGAACUUGAAGAAAUUCACCAUCGACAUGACGGCCAUGGCAAGAGAAGGCAAGAUCGAUCCUGUCAUUGGUCGUGAAGAGGAGAUUAGGCGAGUCAUCAGAAUCUUGUCGAGACGGACGAAGAACAACCCCGUCUUGAUUGGUGAGCCUGGUGUCGGUAAGACAACUGUCGUCGAAGGUUUGGCUCGCCGAAUCGUAGACGCAGAUGUCCCGGCAGGUCUUGCAGCAUGUAAGCUCCUCUCCCUCGAUGUCGGUGCUCUCGUUGCUGGUUCGAAAUACCGCGGCGAGUUCGAAGAGCGUAUGAAGGGUGUCUUGAAGGAGAUUGAAGACAGCAAGGAGAUGAUUGUCCUUUUCGUGGACGAGAUCCAUCUUCUCAUGGGCGCUGGCAGCUCAGGCGAGGGCGGCAUGGACGCUGCCAACUUGCUCAAGCCAAUGCUGGCACGUGGACAGCUGCACUGCAUUGGUGCCACUACCCUGAGCGAAUACCGCAAGUACAUUGAAAAGGACCAAGCCUUUGAGCGACGUUUCCAACAGGUCCUCGUCAAGGAGCCAUCUGUUUCGGAGACGGUCUCUAUCUUGCGAGGGCUGAAAGAGAAGUACGAAGUCCACCACGGAGUCACCAUUCUCGAUGGCGCCAUCGUCUCUGCUGCCACUUUGGCCGCCCGAUACCUCACCCAGCGACGUUUGCCUGACUCUGCUGUCGACCUGAUCGAUGAGGCAGCAGCGGCAGUGCGCGUUGCUCGCGAGUCUCAACCUGAAAUCCUCGACAACAUGGAGCGGAAACUGCGCCAGCUCGAGAUUGAGAUCCACGCCCUCGACCGUGAGAAGGAUGAUGCAUCUCAAGCACGUCUGCGCGAAGCACGCGCCGAAAAGGCAAACAUUGAGGAGGAACUCAAACCGUUGAGAGAGAAGUAUGAGAGCGAGAAGGAGAGAUCGAAGGAGAUCCAAGAACAAAAGAUCAAACUCGAGUCACUCCGCAACAAGCAACUUGAAGCUGAGCGCGGCCGAGACUUGCAGACCGCCUCCGACCUCAAGUACUACGCUAUCCCCAAUGUUGAAUCUCGAAUUGAGGAAUUGGAGCGCGCCAAAGCUCAAGCCGACAAGGAGGAAGCUGCUAGGAACGCCGCCACCGGCGAGCACUCUUUGGUGGCUGAUGCAGUCGGACCGGACCAGAUCAACGAGAUUGUCGCUCGCUGGACCGGUAUUCCAGUCACCCGCCUAAAGACCACUGAAAAGGAGAAGUUGCUGCAGAUGGAGAAGGUACUUGGCGUCCAAGUCGUCGGUCAGAAGGAAGCUGUUACAUCUGUUGCGAAUGCAAUCAGAUUACAGCGGUCUGGCCUUGCCAAUCCUGGACAACCGCCAUCGUUCCUCUUCUGUGGUCCAUCAGGUACUGGUAAGACGCUUUUGACAAAGGCGCUCGCCGAAUUCCUGUUCGAUGAUCCAAAGGCCAUGAUCCGCUUCGACAUGUCAGAAUACCAAGAGCGUCACUCACUGUCACGAAUGAUUGGCGCACCACCUGGGUAUGUGGGUCACGAUGCUGGUGGCCAGCUGACCGAAGCGCUUCGCCGCCGUCCAUUCAGCAUUCUGCUCUUCGACGAAGUUGAGAAGGCCGCUAAAGAAGUCCUGACCGUCCUUUUGCAGCUCAUGGACGAUGGUCGUAUCACCGACGGUCAAGGCCGUGUCGUCGAUGCAAAGAACUGCAUUGUUGUCAUGACGUCCAACUUGGGUGCCGAAUACCUCGCCCGGCCUAACGCUCCGGAUGGUAAGAUCGACCCAACGACCAAGGAACUCGUCAUGACGGCACUUCGCAACUACUUCCUGCCCGAAUUCCUCAACCGUAUCAACAGCAUCGUCAUCUUCAACCGGCUCUCGAAGAAGGAGAUUCGCAAGAUUGUCGAUGUUCGGUUGGACGAAGUUCAGAAGCGACUCAACGGCAACGGACGAAACGUCAGGAUUGAGCUCAGCGACGAAGUCAAAGACUACCUGGGCUCGGCUGGCUACUCACCCGCCUACGGUGCACGCCCACUGGCUCGUCUCAUCGAGAAGGAAGUGCUCAACCGGCUGGCUGUCCUCAUCCUUAGAGGCUCUGUCCGCGAUGGCGAGACUGCCCGCGUGGAGAUUGAAGACGGCCACAUCGUGGUCCUUCCAAACCACGGCGAGAGCGACAUGGAUGACGAUGAGGAGAUGUGGGAUGAAGAUGAUGCCGUUGAAGAACUGAACGCCGAUGGAGGCGACAUGGACCUCUACGACGAGUAA